AUUUUCUGUUGUUUAUAACCUCAAAUAUUGAAUUCAAUAAAUGCAAUCAAACGCAACAGCCGUUGGACGAUUCGAUUUGCAGUGAGAGGGAAAAAAACGAUUAUCGGUUUAUCGGUUAUCUUCUACGUUCAAUGCUUAUACAACGAAGUUUUCAAGUACUGAAAAAUAUCCAGACGACAGUGUUAAGGAGAUAUCACAAUUUCAACGAUCCUUCUUUUUUUUACGACGAAAUGCCCAAAACUAAGGAAUUUGUGUCGUCGAGCAACGACAGCGAAAGCGAGGAAGAGAGACCUGUGAAGAGGAAGCGCGAGGAAAAAAAGGAAAAAGUAGAAAAGGCGGCAAAAGCAGAAAAAGCGGAAUCCAGCAAAAAAUCCAAAAAAUCUUCAAAGGACGAAGAAGAAGAUAAAUGGGAUAUUGGCAACAAUCGUUUUGUAACCGUUCGUGAAUUCAAGGGCAAAAUGUAUGUUGAUAUCAGAGAGAUGUAUGUCGACAAAGAAGGUGAAUUAAAACCUGGAAAGAAGGGUAUCGCCAUGAAUAUGAUGCAAUGGCGCAAAUUCAUGGAUCAAGUUGAAGAAAUUGACAAAGUAGCUAAAGACAGAUGUUGAACAUUUGCGGCUGUCAAUUCUAUUACAAGGAAAAUUCUUCUGCCCUUUUUCUUUUCCUAUGGAUUAAUAUAUUUUUUCAACAUUUCAAACAGAAAAUCAGUUCAAUAUUCUGUAUCAAAAUGUGAUUUAAUAAGGAAAUGUUAAAUAAACUAUAAAUAUUUAUA
This is a messenger RNA of Venturia canescens, 769 nucleotides long. It is a transcript of the gene Ssb-c31a, whose product is annotated as single stranded-binding protein c31A. Lineage: Eukaryota; Metazoa; Arthropoda; Insecta; Hymenoptera; Ichneumonidae. Gene Ontology annotation, cellular component: nucleus; transcription regulator complex. The record is from RefSeq and is a predicted model, not a curated record. The transcript is spliced from 3 exons. Bases 132 to 605 code for a protein of 157 amino acids. Gene Ontology annotation, molecular function: DNA binding; transcription coactivator activity. Gene Ontology annotation, biological process: positive regulation of transcription initiation by RNA polymerase II.